AUGAGAGCCCUCUUUUUCGCUCUUCUUCUUCUCUCCCUCGCCGUCUUCUCGGCUCUCGGAGCGCCAAUUCCAGAAGACGUGAAAAAGGGCGAGAAGUUGGUGGAAUCGCUCCAGAAGGCCAUCGAACGGAAGGACAAGAAACUGAUCGGAGAGGUGUUCGACGACGGAUUCGUUUUCGAGGCGUGCGAAAAGAAGUACACUAAAGGUGAUCUAUUUCAUGAAAUAGAAACAAAUUGAUUCGGUUUGCAGACGACGUCAUCCAGUUGCUCGACAAUCUCGGAUUCAAGAUGACGAGUGCCAUCGAGCGGAGCACUCAGAUUCUGUUGGUCGGAUCGAAAAAGUUCGUGGCGACGAUUCGCGAGUCGUUCGUUCCGAUCACCGCCGAGUUCACCGUCUCGGACGAGUGGAAACUUCUGCACGGGAAGAAAAAUUCAUGUGACGAGAACACAUUUUAUCUCAAUAAAUGAAUUUUCCAUUUUUCGCCGUGCACAACUUCCGUGACCGCCUGAAUUUUGUGCUGGCUUCGUGACCCUUCGCUUCUUUCGCUCGCCGACCACCGUUCAGUCUCCGAACAAUCGCGACAUGAAACUUCUUCCGAUCUUCUUGCUCUUCACGUUUUCGGUAGGCUCCUCUCAACUAUCCCGCCUCCAACGACUUGCUUCAGGCGUUGUGCUCGAGUCAAGAGAGACUGAACACGAAGGACGUGGUCCCGCACGCGCCGGUGGUCCGGGACGCGGCCAAGGACGCGGCCGAUAUUGAGCUGGCGCGUACGACGGCCACCAAGUUCGCCGCCGAUCUGAUGAACGUGCGGAAGAGCGAGAACAUCCACGAUCUGACCAACUGGCUCGCCGACGACAUCCGCUUUCAGAUGUGCGGCAUCGAGCUCUAUUUCGGUGAGCUCUGAGCAGCAGAUAUAUUAUAAACUUCCGGUUCUCCAGGCCACUUCCUCGCCUUCGUAACGAGCGCUCUUCUGGAGAAGGAAAAGUACCCGACGCCGUUGCAACUGGUGGUCGACAACGCGUACACGCGUCCGGAAGACCCGGUGAACGCGACGGUUCCGCGCGUCCCCGACGCGUACCUCUCGAUGCUCGUCAACGCCUCCGGCUUCAACUUCGAGGCCAACGAUCAGAUGAUUCUGGACUUUAAGAAGCAGCCGGACGGCUCGUACAAGAUGUGGCACGGCGACAUUCUCACGUGCCGCAUCGUUCCCGCAAAGGACGAGUGA
Molecule: messenger RNA, 1225 nt
Organism: Caenorhabditis sp. 36 PRJEB53466
Lineage: Eukaryota; Metazoa; Nematoda; Chromadorea; Rhabditida; Rhabditidae
Source: the annotation of a GenBank genome assembly